This is a messenger RNA of Ooceraea biroi (clonal raider ant), 927 nucleotides long. RefSeq lists its product as uncharacterized. NCBI's taxonomy places the organism in Eukaryota, Metazoa, Arthropoda, Insecta, Hymenoptera, Formicidae. The record is from RefSeq and is a predicted model, not a curated record.
AUGACCUCUUAUGUAGUAGCGCCUCAAUUAUUGGCGAGUGCAAUGGUAAACGUUCGAGAUCGCGGCCAGCAGCUCGUCAAAUGUCGCGCAUUAUUGGACACUUGUUCCACUGCGAAUUUUAUAUCUGAAUCUUGCGUGAAACGUUUGAAAUUAACCGUUGCGAUGCAGUCGCUGCCGGUCGGAUCUAUAAACGCGCUGAACACUAUAUCUAAGGGGGUUGUACAAAUUACACUGCAAUCGGUGCACGAUAACUUCAGCAAAACUUUGACGUGCCUAACGAUGCCGACCAUUGCGGAUCUGAUUCCUACCGAGAUUUUCCCACGGGGUUCGAUUAAUAUACCGGCGAAUCUUAGACUAGCAGAUCCAGAGUUCCAUUUGCCUCGGCCGGUCGACUUAUUAAUCGGUGCGGGAGUAACGGUGUCUUUGUUCUCGAUCGGUCAAAUACACCUACCGCUCGAGCGGGGCGACUUGUAUUUACAGAAGACGCGGCUGGGUUGGAUCGUGGUCGGUGAUCCGUUGGCACAACGACAGCCGGCCUCGAUAACAUGUCAUUUCACCAAAUUAGAAGGCCAGUUGGAACGAUUUUGGGCUAUCGAAGAGGUUAACGCGGAUGUUCCAAGAUCGAGGGAAGAUUCCGAGUGCGAAACGCAUUUCGUGGAGAACGUCCAUCGCGAAGAUAGCGGGCGAUACGUCGUCCGUCUCCCAUUUCGCAACCGUGGCGAGCGUCUGGGCGAAUCGCGAUCCGUGGCCCUCAAACGUCUGGUCUCGUUAGAACGUAGACUGAACGCGGACGCGAUGCUACGUGUCGAAUAUGACCGAGUAAUAAAGGAAUAUCUGGAACUAGGGCACAUGUCUUUGGCGGAAAGUAUUGACGACGAUGGUUGGUUAUUACAUGCCGCAUCAUCCGGUGUUGAAAGAUGUGAGUGA